AUGUCGUCCAAAAGCUUUGGUAAGCGGAUGGGCUUCAAGAGGUCAAACACUGACAGGGAACCCGUCACUGUGACCGAAUUCACCGAUGAAGGCGGAGAACGGGCUGGCAACAGUAGCAUGGUAGCAGGCCAUGGAGAUGCCAAUCCCAUCAUCGAAGAGGUGGUGCGCGACAUCAGCGAAACCGAAGCCAACCAUCGGCUCUCUGCUUUUCGCCGCGACCACAAAUGGGACCCGAACAUGCCAGACGAAGCCAUUGAGAUGGUUGACGCGGUCACUGACGCUCACGACCACAAGGGCGAGGCACAUCUCGUCGGAGAAGUGAUUGAGAAUUCACCGUAUCCCGAACUAAUCAUUCUUGAGGUCCGCGCAGUUGUCCGGAACUACGAUGAAGACGUGCCAACAUCCACGAUCCGAGCCUGGACAAUCGGCCUUCUCAUGACUACUAUCUGCUCAUCGGUGAACGCUCUUUUCUUGUUGCGUUAUCCGAUCGUCUCAAUUGGCCCAUACGUCGUAUUGCUGUUGGCUUACCCAAUCGGGCUCCUCUUUGCGAAAGUUCUCCCGAACAAGGAAUUUUCCAUUUUCGGCCUUAAGGGCAAUCUGAACCCUGGACCUUUCAAUGUCAAGGAGCAUGUUAUCAUCGUUGCAAUGUCAAACGCCGCUUUUGGUGGUGGAGCUGGCUACUUCAUCGAUACUGUGGUCUCACUGCGCAAGUUCUACAAUUUCGACACAAGUUCAUUUGGCUGGGGUUUUAACAUUCUCUUCGCCCUGUCCACUCAGUGUCUCGGUUUUGGACUUGCAGGUUCUGUCCGAAAGUUCCUUGUCGAGCCCGCAGCUAUGAUCUGGCCGGGCGCUUUGGUGAACGUUGGCUUCUUGUAUGCUCUUCACGAUCAUCGGAAGAGUGACCCUUCCAAGACCAAUGGUUGGUCCAUAUCCCGUUACCGGUGGUUCAUGUAUUGUAUGGGCGGUAUGUUUGUUUGGUCUUGGUUACCUGACUUCAUCAUCCCGGCGUUUAGCACUUUCGCCUGGGUCACCUGGAUCAGACCCAAUAACGUUGUCAUCAACCAGCUUUUUGGUCAGUCAACCGGAAUCAGCCUCGGAUUUCCCUUCACUGGCUUCACUCUUGACUGGGCACAAAUCAACGGAUUUUUCAAUAGUCCGUUGAUCAGUCCCUGGCAUGCGCAUGCCAACACUGGUAUUGGCAUUAUAUUCUUCGUCUGGAUCAUCAUUCCCGCCCUCAACUUUUCCAACGUCUGGUAUGGUGACCACGUGUCCAUAUCUCAGAACAGCAUUUUGGACAACACUGGCAAGGUCUACAACACCACCCGAAUCCUCACCCCAGAGCACGUUGUAGAUCCCUCCAAGUACGAGGCAUACUCACCUCUAUUCCUCUCUACCGCGAAUGCGUUCGCAUAUGGCCUCAGCUUCGCCAGCAUCGCGUCUCUUGUCAGCCACACUUACCUAUUCCAUGGAGCCGAGAUCUGGCGUCGCUGGAGGUCGUCCACAGGAGAGCUUGAUGAUGUCCAUAUGAAAAUCAUGCGCAAGUACAAGCUCGUGCCUACUUGGUGGUAUCUCGGUCUCAUGGCAGUUAUGGUUGCCUUUGCCUUCGCUUCCGCUCUCGCAUUUCCUACCGGAAUGGCCUGGUACUCUGUCGUCCUUUCCUUGAUCAUUGCAGCCACAUGGACAAUUCCAAUCGGUAUCAUCCAAGCUUUCACCAACAUCCAGCUUGGUCUCAAUGUGUUCACUGAGUUCAUAAUCGGCUAUGUCCAGCCUGGCCACCCCAUCGCCAUGAUGAUGUUCAAGACCUUUGGUUACAUCGUCAUGACUCAAGCACUGUACUUUUGCCAGGACUUGAAGAUUGGCCACUACAUGCACGUACCCCAGCGCUCGCUCUUCACCGCACAAUUGGUGGCUACCGUAUGGUCGUGCUUGUGCCAGCUUGCCACAGUCGAAUGGGCGAUGGGAGCUAUCAAGGGCGUGUGCACGGCGGCCGCAACUGGCUCAUUCACGUGCGCAUACAUCAAGACAUUCUACAACGCCAGUGUUAUCUGGGGUGCUAUUGGCCCCAAGCACUUGUUCUCCGGAGAUUCCACCUACAAGAAUCUCCAAUUCAUGUGGCUUGCUGGAUUUGCUGCUCCAUUCCUCGUCUGGGGUCUUUCGCGCAUGUUCCCCAGAGUCAGCCUGAUCCGAAAGAUUAGCAUGCCCCUGGUCUUCGGCUGCAUGAGCUACGUUCCACCUUACUCCCCCAUGAACAUUCUUUCAUGGGUCCUGGUCGGUUAUGUCUUCAACAAAUGGAUUCGGAACAAGUACCGUGGCUGGUGGAUGCAGUACAACUACAUCACUUCCGCUGCGCUCGAUGUUGGGCUUGCGCUUUGUAACAUCCUCCUAUUCUUCUGCGUUCUUUUACCUGGAGCUGCUAUGCCCGACUAUUGGGGCACAACAUGGGUCGCCGAGACCCUUGACAUGUCUCAACAGGCGGUGAGGAGUGUUGUCGCCAAAGGUGAGUAUUUUGGUCCGAGAAAGGGAGAGUGGAAGUGGUAA
Molecule: messenger RNA, 2538 nt
Organism: Parastagonospora nodorum SN15
Lineage: Eukaryota; Fungi; Ascomycota; Dothideomycetes; Pleosporales; Phaeosphaeriaceae
Exons: 3
Coding region: 1-2538 (845 amino acids)
Biological process (GO): transmembrane transport
Molecular function (GO): oligopeptide transmembrane transporter activity
Source: RefSeq, a predicted model, not a curated record